Messenger RNA from Alternaria rosae, 716 nucleotides. Its product is annotated as monothiol glutaredoxin-5, mitochondrial precursor. The transcript has 3 exons. Bases 59 to 523 code for a protein of 154 amino acids. The record is from RefSeq and is a predicted model, not a curated record. NCBI's taxonomy places the organism in Eukaryota, Fungi, Ascomycota, Dothideomycetes, Pleosporales, Pleosporaceae.
ACAGCGGAGGUGAUCGCAUCACCAGAACUUCUUCUCUACGCCACUCCAACCACCCAUAAUGUUUGCAAGACGCGCAAUUCCUUCGGCCUUCCGAGCCGCCACCCGCGCCAGCACAGCUCGUACUACUCCCUCGGCACGAUUCCUCACACCGUUCCAAGCACGAUUGCUCUCCGAUGAAGUCCGGUCUGCGAUCGACAAGGCUGUCGCGUCAUCGCCUGUUGUCCUGUUCAUGAAGGGUACACCAGAGACACCGCAAUGCGGUUUCUCAAGAGCCAGCAUACAGAUUUUGGGCAUGCAAGGUGUAGAUCCGGAGAAGUUCACGGCCUUCAACGUGCUGGAAGACCAGGAUCUGAGGCAAGGUAUCAAAGAAUACUCCGAGUGGCCAACCAUACCGCAACUAUACGUUGACAAGGAGUUUGUCGGUGGCUGUGACAUCCUGAUGUCAAUGCAUCAAGAUGGAUCGCUCGCAAAGAUGCUGGAAGAGAAGGGUGUAGUUGUACCAGCCGAGGGACAGGCACCGUAAGAGGUAGAUAAUACAACAGCGAAAAUGAGAGGUGCUUGGACUUUAUGCCAUACCGUAUCGCUUUGGUUGCGAAUGUUCAGCCAGCUUCUGUCACCCGUGUAACAACGAUAUGUAUACAUACUAAGAACAAGAUACGCGUCAACUUUGAUGGUGGGAAUGUCUGGUGCAAUACAAAUAACACAGUGUUUGAGAG